AUGGCUCGCUUCACUUUCUUCCUUAUCGGCCUUCUCGCCAUCGCCGCUGGUGGUGGUUCUCGUCUACUACCUGCCUCCAAAUGCUUACAGCUUCGCGCGCUUUCUGGUUGUUACGACUUUUACAGACGCUAUGUCAUCAUACCAGAAAAUGUGAAGAUAGCCAAAGAGGUGGUUGCAUUUGCGGGGCUCGGUCAGAGGGUGGAGUUCCUUGUGGGUGUUCUUAGCAAUGUUACGAAGGAUCUGAAAGCGCGAGCACACAAUUUGGACAUGGUCUUUCUCGACCACGACAAGUCCUUCUACCUCAGCGACCUGAAGCUCCUCAUAAGCGAAGGGUUUCUGAAGCAAGGCUCAGUGGUUAUCGCGGACAACGUCCUGAUUCCGGGAGCGCCCGACUACCUGGCCUUCAUGGAGGAGUCGAAGGACUUUGUGACUAAAAAGCACGAGACAGAAGUUGAAUACAUGAAGCAUUUGAAGGACAUGGUGACCGUCUCAAUUUACCAAGGAGCCACGUAG
This is a messenger RNA of Klebsormidium nitens, 513 nucleotides long. Lineage: Eukaryota; Viridiplantae; Streptophyta; Klebsormidiophyceae; Klebsormidiales; Klebsormidiaceae. The record is from the annotation of a GenBank genome assembly.